GUUACACAUGCGGCCCCGCUUGACUAGGAAAAGUACUCAUCCUCGAGAACCAUAUACCCCAAGAUACCCCAUUCCCCAGCGGCGGGUGCCUCUUCCCCGAGUGAGCCACAACAAAUCCGGUCGUGCACAUCUUAUUGAAGGCUUGUACGAACGCCGUGAAGCCGUCAUCGACUGGAAGUCACUUUGUGCACGACGUUCUCGGUGCGCUGACGAACCCACUCUUUCCCUUGCUUCGCUUACCACCGAAGUACGUCUCGAAGUGUAGACCCGGGGAUACCGAAGUCUAUAGACGACGGUACUCACGCUCACCAUGGUGUCCCUACGACCCACGCCAUUACACUCUAAACAAUCAUCUCAUGCGAAGCGUAGUUCCACUGGCCAUCACGCCCUCCUUCCCGCCUCUUCGGAACGAACAUGGCAUCUGUAUACAGAUGUGUACGAGGUGCCUGUGGGUCAACCAAAGACCUUCCUCCAUUGGACGUUCGGGAGAGACACCGUGAUAUGGAGGAUAUGGCCAGCGGUAACGUUGCACACGCUCUUCGCAGCCGGUGUGGUGACGCUGUCCAUGAAGACUCAGGUCAGGCUUGACAUCCCCCCCGUGCUCCUCACCGUGCUUGGAGUUGUCAUCGGCUUCGUCAUCUCCUACCGCGCCAUGUCUGGCUACGAUCGCUACUGGACGGGCCGCAGCUCAUGGUCAGACGUCAUCCGCAACCUCCGCACCUUCACGCGUCUCGUAUGGGUUCACGUUCCCCUCCGACUUGGCCCCAAAUCUGACCACGAGACGCCGCCGGACGAGAGAAAGAGGUGUAUGGAGGAAAAGCGUAUGGCGCUUGACUUGGCAUUGGGCUUCGCGGUCGCUGUCAAACACCAUCUAAGGAGCGAAAUGGGUAUCUAUUACGAGGACCUUUAUGGCUUAGUCAGGCCUCUGCACAACCAUCCACAUCACCGUCGACACCACCCUCGCGACGAACAAGAACAUCCCAAUGGAGCAUCACAGACCCCUGCAUCCCCCGAGCAGACGACGCCUAACGCGGACCCUGCUGGCACGAGCGCAGAUCCAGUGAUCCCACCUGUCAACACAUAUGGCACGUUCGCAGCCCAACGCCUGCUCUCACACCGCACAUCCUCCUCCAGCUUUUCCAGCAUUAUAUCUGGCGACGACGCUCAGGAUCACCAUCCACUACUCCCUGGGCGCGCGCGGCGCACUGACUCCGGCGUAAUAGGGGCAGUCUCUAGCGACCUAAUCCCGUUCGGAGACGAGGCUGGUGCCUUCCUGAAAGCGUUCGGCAGGGCGUUGGCGUGGCCUUUCGUGCUCGUGAGAGGGCGGAGGAUACAGCCAGACGAAGAGGGUCAAGUUGGGGUUGUCGUCACGGGGGCAGCGGAGACGGGGGAAACGGUUGACCAGGGCAUCGCAGACGCUUUCGACGAGAGCGGUGGGCAGCGCAAGUUCGCCGGAGAGGCUCGCGUUACGACCGCUGCGGUCGGACAUCGUUCCGUGAACCCUGAAACCAUCGACGCAUCGCGCAUGACGCAUGCGAAGCACCGACCGCGGGUCGCGGGUGGUGGCCAGAGCCUCCCGCUCGAAACCAUAUUCGCUCUGUCGGCGUGGCUGUCCGUGCUUGAGGAGCGCGAGAGCGUCCCGGGGUCUAGUCUCGGAGGCAUGAUAGGAGCGUUGGCCGGUCUGGAGGACGCCCUGGGUGCCCUGGAGCGCAUCCUGACCACGCCGUUGCCAUUCGUCUAUGCCGUGCACAUCCGGCAUACGGUGUGGGUGUACCUGUUCUUCCUGCCCUUCCAGCUCAUUGGUCAGUUCGAGUGGUACACCAUACCGGGUGUGUGUAUCGCUGCGUUCAUCUACCUCGGUUUUUUGGCCGCGGGAGAGGAAAUCGAGCAACCGUUUGGAUACGACGAGAACGAUCUCAAUCUGGACAUGUUCUGCAACGAGAUCAUCCGUGCAGACAUCGAGCGUCUCAAGCGCACACCAAACCGGAACGUGUUCUUGGGCGGUCAUCAGCAUCGGGCGGACGCCAACAGUGACAAGGGGAAAGAAACGGGAUGGAGGGUCGAGGACGUGUUCGGGGCCAUCCAAGACUAAUUUGAAGCUGGUCUGGCCCGGGGUUCGUUGGAGUUAAGUUAUUCACGCUCUUUUGCUACCACAGACUAUGACGCGGAGGAAAUGUACAGUGCACACGUACUUAACGUCAUCGAUGCAUAUAUCCAAUUUCUGAUGGCAGAACAGUGACUUAAGAGAGCGAAUGGCUCGUAAUUGACUGAUUAGACACUGCUGCCUAGGUCGUUCCGCCUUUCUUGGGGUUCUCGCGAUGGCACAUGAAAAGCCCUGCAAGAC
Rhodofomes roseus is the source of this 2344-nucleotide messenger RNA. Its product is annotated as UPF0187-domain-containing protein. Bases 311 to 2092 code for a protein of 593 amino acids. NCBI's taxonomy places the organism in Eukaryota, Fungi, Basidiomycota, Agaricomycetes, Polyporales, Fomitopsidaceae. The record is from RefSeq and is a predicted model, not a curated record. Gene Ontology annotation, molecular function: chloride channel activity. The transcript has 2 exons.